This is a messenger RNA of Penicillium salamii, 1404 nucleotides long. The record is from the annotation of a GenBank genome assembly. NCBI's taxonomy places the organism in Eukaryota, Fungi, Ascomycota, Eurotiomycetes, Eurotiales, Aspergillaceae.
AUGGAGACCGCAGACCCGGUGUCCUACGAGUUCUCCGGUCAGCCCGCUUAUGCACACAGGCGGUUGGACUCGACCUUGAACCAGAGCUUUCCCUUCUAUUCCGCGCCAUACUCGUUGCCCUACCAGCCCCCGAGUCACCCGUACAGCUUUGCCCAUUCUGUAAGCCCUGGGCAUGCGCACUCGAAUCCAUAUCAAUACUUCGUUCCCAAUCAUCUUCAACCGCAUCCACUGCGCCUGACAGAGCCUCCAUUGCAGACCCUGCCGGAGAUUCGCCCGGCCAAGAAUGCCAUCAGCCAGGCAAAGACUCCUGAGAGCCCGGGACAGCCCCGUGGGAGUCGUGCUUCACCAGAUGGACCCGAGAGGAAAGAGACUCCUGCCGAUAUUGUCUUCUCGACCAACGUGGACGUCUUGAUGAAGGCGAUUCAAGCCAAACACGCCUCAUCGCCAACUCCAUCGCACUCGCACUCGCACCCCCAGCAGUCUCUACCACAGCAGUCUCUACCACAGCAGACCCUUCCAUCUCAACCAUCCCUCCCAUCCCAGCCGUCUCUGCCAUCUCAACAGACUCUUCCAUCUCAGCAACCCUUACCACCGCUUCAGCAACACCUGGCCCCAACAGCACACUACGCAGUACCUUACCCAGCCACGCCUCCCCGAUACUUCAUCACCAACGAGAGCCCCCUAUCCCGCUCAGGCAAGAAGCGCAAGUAUGUCUGUGAGCGAGAUGACUGUGGCAAAACCUUUGCUCAGAAAACACACCUGGACAUCCACCGACGGGCCCAUUCCGGUGAAAAACCAUUUAUAUGCGAUGUACCGUCAUGCGGGCAACGAUUCUCGCAGCAAGGCAACCUCAAGACCCAUAAACGACGACACACUGGCGAAAAGCCCUUUGAAUGCGAACGUUGUCAUAAGAAAUUCGCCCAGCGAGGCAACGUUCGUGCGCACAUGUUAACUCAUGACGAGGGACGAAAGUUCAGUUGCCUUCUCGAUGAUUGCGGCAAGACAUUUACCCAGUUAGGGAACUUGAAGGUAGGAAGACUCUCUGUUUCCUGUCCCCUACAUACUAACAUAUUCCAGUCUCAUCAAAACAAGUUCCAUGCCUCCACUUUACACAAUCUCACGCAGCGAUUUUCACAGCUCGGGGAAAAUGGCCCUGCCAGCUCUGCAGACCGUGCUCUAUGGGAAUAUUUUGCCGAUUUAUACAAGAACAGUAACAAGGGGAUUAAAGGGCGGGGGAAAGACCGUCGCAUCUCCACCUCGAGGCGGGACUCUAUGGAACGAGUUUCCGUUGAGUCUGACGAGAGUGUGAAGAUGCGUCGGACAAGUUAUGAUUAUUCUGGUUCGGUUUAUGGUUCUAGUGAUGGUGAAGAGGCUUAUUAUGUUCGACGGUCUCACGGUCACUAA